Owenia fusiformis is the source of this 1470-nucleotide messenger RNA. NCBI's taxonomy places the organism in Eukaryota, Metazoa, Annelida, Polychaeta, Sabellida, Oweniidae. The record is from the annotation of a GenBank genome assembly.
AUUUCAAACAAAGAUGGCGAGUUUUGAUUCGCCAGAUUCUCCAACAUAUUCGCUGAAAAGCAGCAGUUCGUUGCACCGUAUGCUUACAUCUAUUAUCCAGGAGAAAGCUAGACAAAACCACCCAUCUACCACUCCAGACGAUGGAGGAUUUAUAAUGAUUGCUAAAGAUACAUUCUGGACAGAUCUGUUCCAAGAAAAUUUCAUAGAUGGAGGUCGGGAUGAAUGUCGCGAUGACAUGUUGUUCUAUGUACGAAAGACACACACUACGACUAGAAGUGGUCGGGAUCAAGUUGAGACUGAUAUUGAAGUGUUUCGUCGAGAUUCCAAAAAGCUUCCAAGUAUGGAUGACGGCACUAUAGACUGGGAGGAAACUGUUUACCUAAACCUUAUACUUCAACAAUUCCAGUAUACAGUAACUUGUGCAGUGUGCACCAGGACUGGUGAAAAAGAACUACAAAUACUCAAAAAAGUGUCUCAAAAAGUGUACGCCUCGCCAAGCAGGAGACAGAUGGACCACAAGGGGACAGAAGAGCAGAUCACAUACCCAAACAUAUUCUUCAUGGUUGAUAAUUUUGAAGAGCUAUUCCAAGACAUUAUAGUGCGAGACAGUGAGAUGGUCUGUGUUGAGUUAAUAGCUUGUGAUAGGAACGGAUCAUUCCAGGGAGUCAUUUUCCUUGGUUCCAUACGAUAUGAUGCUCUCAAAAGUGUAUAUGAUGCAAGGGCAAGUUUAUCAUCCAGGAUGGCGCAAAGGAUGUCAUUGGGAUGGAUCCAUGGGAAGAAGCGUGUUGAGUUUGUUCGAAUGAGGGGUCCACAGAGCAAGGGUCAUGCAGAAAUGGCAUGUAGUCGUGUUAAGGGGUCUGGGGUGGAGACUCCUGAUAUAGAAAAUUUUCCAUUGGAUGAUUUUGAAGAUGAUAACGCUUCUGAGCAAUACAAUCACAGGAGGAUGAGUGAUCCCAAUGCUUCCUUAGGCACCUACUUCAGAUCCAGUUUCAGACGAAGUAUGAAGAAAUCACGCUCUGAGACAGAAAAUGUCGACAGCUGUGGUCUUAAUGGUCUGCAAGAGGUUGAAGCUGGAAACCUUGAAGAUGCCUUUGAUGACGACCCCGAUAGUCUUGGUUUAUUCGGUCAAACAUUUGGUCAAGCAUGGCACUGGUUCAAGGAUAAAAAACGUGCCAACUCAGUCGCUCUAGAAGCAUAUCUUACUUAUAUCACUCUUCCAUGGCACCGUAUAAUAGCAGAUGUUUUAGAAGUGCGGCAAGAACCAGUAUUAACAUUUUGACACCACAGCAUCUAGUCAGUGAGACCCCUUCUCUACCACUAAAGGGUCGUGUAAUUAAGACCCCUUGUUAUAAUCGCAAGUGGGCAUAAUCAGGUCACAGCAGAAGAACAAACCACUGCCUUUUUACAUAAUGUCCAUUCCACACUAAAUAGAUUAGUUUAUGUUUUCUAUAAUUCCUACUGAGUUUACAG